This is a messenger RNA of Dreissena polymorpha, 4358 nucleotides long. RefSeq names its product DNA polymerase kappa-like. The transcript has 12 exons. NCBI's taxonomy places the organism in Eukaryota, Metazoa, Mollusca, Bivalvia, Myida, Dreissenidae. Gene Ontology annotation, cellular component: nucleus. The record is from RefSeq and is a predicted model, not a curated record. Gene Ontology annotation, biological process: error-prone translesion synthesis. The coding region runs from base 30 to 3953 and encodes 1307 amino acids. Gene Ontology annotation, molecular function: DNA-directed DNA polymerase activity; damaged DNA binding.
UCUUUUGAGUGUCAUGGUGCCUUGUCAACAUGGGUGAGAACAGUGCAGAUGACUGGGAAGAUCAGGAGGAUUGGUCGGACACAACAUGGGCUGAGCCCCAAACCCACAAUAAGUCAAGUGUUCAAGCCCCCCUGCAGAGGACUCCUAUGGCUGAGGCUUUAUCUGCAUUGAAAAGCUUGUCUAAAACCAAGGAGCAGUUUUCAAAGGAUGUUAAAGUGCAUCAAGCAGAUCCAGGUGAAGCAAACGGUGCCAUGGUUCAGCGAAUGCUUCUGAAUGACAAUAAGGCUGGCAUGCAGGGUUUGGACAAGGAACGCAUCAACCAGAUUAUAUAUAAGGCAUCAAAAGGUUCAAAGUUUUAUGAGAACGAGAGACAGAAAGAAGAUCAAAUGAAACGAAGGAUUGCAGAUCAAAAAGAGAAGAUAGACCAGAUCUCAGCAGAGAAGCUGAAAGAAGGAGAAAUGGAGGCUGACUGUCUGCUUGAAGACUUUGAGCAGCAGAGAGAUCUAAGUCAUACCAUCGUGCAUGUGGACAUGGAUGCUUUCUACGCCGCUGUUGAAAUGCUUGACAAUCCUGAGCUGCGUAAUAAACCGAUGGCAGUUGGUAGUAAUUCUAUGCUUUCCACAUCCAACUACCAUGCUCGAAAAUUUGGUGUACGUGCUGCCAUGCCAGGCUUCAUUGGCAGGAAACUGUGUCCAGAUCUCGUUAUUGUGCCUUGUAACUUCGAGAAAUACACCUCCAUGAGUAACCUUGUAAAAGCCAUCAUCACAGACUAUGAUCCAAAUUUCUGUCCAAUGUCACUAGAUGAGGCAUAUCUGGACAUUACUGAACAUCUGGAGAAAAGAAAGGCCAUGCCAGAGAUUGAAAGAACUUUAAUUUUCAGAAAUUCGGCUUAUGUGGACUCCAAGACUCAUUGCCACUGUGAUUUAAACGAAAUUCAGAGAAAGUACGAAAAUGAAUGUUUUUCACUGUUGAAAACACGUCAGCUUUUGACAGAUGAAAAGACAAACCUGGAAUGUGAUAAGGAAAAGUUAAAUGAUGAUAAUGUUGGAAGUUGUGAGUCUGAAACCAAUCUAACAGUAACAAGAUGUCAUGAGCAAGAUAUGGAAGGGGAGAUUACAAAAAAUUGUCCUGAGUGUAAGAAGCAGUUUCCUCCCUUUGACUUCAAGACGUUUGGUAUGUCUGAUGAGGAAGCGGUUAACGAAAUGAGGCUCAGAAUUGAACAGAAAACUAGACUGACUGCCAGUGCAGGGAUAGCACCAAACAUGAUGUUGGCCAAAGUGUGCUCUGAUAAGAACAAGCCCAAUGGCCAGUACAAGAUACCGGCUACCAGAGAUGCUGUGCUUGCAUUCGUAAAAGAUCUGCCCACAAGAAAGAUCAGUGGGAUUGGUAAAGUGAGUGAAGCCAUGUUGAAUGCUGUAGGGGUGUUCACAUGUACUGACCUGUAUACCCAUAGAGGCCUCCUGUAUCACCUGUACUCUCCCAUAUCAUUCAACUACUUCAUGAGAAUCUGCCUUGGUAUUGGCUCCACCACAGUUGAAAGAGAUAGCGAAAGAAAGAGUAUCAGCACAGAAAGAACCUUCUCUGAGAUUAACAAACCUACAGAGUUGUACAAAAAGUGUGAAGAGCUCUGUCAGUGUUUAUCAGAAGACUUGAAAGCUGAACAGCUCAAAGGAAGAACAGUUUCUAUCAAGAUCAAGACGGUGAAGUUUGAAGUUCGUACCAGAGCACACACUCUGCGAGACUACACCAAUGAAGUUGCAGACAUUAUGAAAUCUGCCCAUGACUUGUUGAGAACAGAGAUUCAGAACUGUGCACCACAACCUCUUAGACUCAGGCUUAUGGGAGUUCGUAUGUCCAGCUUAUUGAAUGAGCAACACUGCAAAGAGCAGAAGAAGAACACCAUUCUUGGGGCAUUCAAGCGGCAGGCAGAGCUAGCAAGUACAAUAUCACUUAGUGAAGAAUUUUCUAAGGAUAUACCAUGCCCACAGGCCGCAGUGAAGGGCAUACAGACAACUUUUGAACCUAUGGCCAACUCUAAUACAAGCGAUAUGUUUUUAAAGUUUGCAAGCUCAAAGAAAGAGGAAGGGUUUUCUCAGUCUUGCAGUGACUAUGAAAUGGUUGCCAAGCAUAGAACUGAUGUUAGUAAACAUGACCAACAUUCCAUGAAGACCACAAGUAAGCAAAAUACAACAAAUUUAAAUCGAGUAGUGGAUGAUGUUGAGCUAGAUAGCUCUGAUUAUAAGGUGGUAAACGAUCAAUCAAAGACUCUGCAAAAUGAUGAGCAGAUGCACAUUGUUGACAUGACAAAAGUGGAGAGGUCAACUAGAAGAGGAGUGUUUCAUACUCCGAGGUCUUCAAGAAAAAGGAGGAAAACUGAGCCUGAGAGUGAGAGAUAUGAAUGCCCAGUUUGUGCAAAGACUGUGAUAUGCAAAGGACUGAACCAGUUUAAUGAACAUGUUGAUGCAUGUUUGAAAGGAGAUGGUAAUGCCAUCAAUCUGGACAAGGGGUGUUGUUCAAAUUCAGAUGAUAUGAAUAUUAAAGAUGAUAUAAAUGCUUCAUGUGAAAACUAUCAAAAGAAGGUAAGAAUCCUACAAGCGGAUGAUAAACAGAUGACAACUCUUAAAUGUGCAUUGAUUGAAAAUGCAUUAGCUGUGAUAGAUGAAUCUGACACGGAUUGUGCAGAGAAUGCUUUGCCUGCAGUUUCUUGUUUGAACCGAGUGAUUGAAGAAACUCACCAGCAUGCAAUAGAAAAACAUACAAAGGAGGAGGAUAUUUGUUCAAGUGUAAAAACAGAAGUCAGUCAAACUUUCGAUCAGAUUUCCAGAGAGGCAAAUGAACUAAAUGUUUGCAUUAAAAUUAAGAAGCCUAAUAGUACUGGUAUGCUUGUUGACUUGAUGGAAGUAAGAGAAAGUGCCAAUGAGGAAACUGGAAAUGACAGCCUUUUAAAUGGAAUAAUUUUACCGUCUUCUGUUUAUGAAGAUACUAACCCAAUUGAAGAUGAAGAUUUUAUAGAAACUAGAACAUACCAAAAUCGCCAUAUGUCAAAACACAUUGGAAAAGAUUUUGAUAAUAUUGGACAUGCUUCUAUGCUGCAUUCACGUGAUAUUGUAAACAAAGAAUAUGAUAUUGACAAAUAUAAUAAUUGUGCUGAUGGAAAUAACUUAAGUGGAAAUAUUGCAAAUAAAACUCAAUGUAAAGAUCAAGGCUUCUGCGGAAAUAACAGAGUCUUUAAAACCUGCACAAUGUCAACCAAAUUGAAUUUGGAAAAUAAGGAAGACCCAUAUUAUGAUGAAUCAAGACCAAGUACCAGUGAACAAGACUAUAACAAAAGUGAGACCAUGACACUUGUUGAAGGUUUUAAUAAUGAUAGCAAGAAUGCUGACAAAGUGAUGAAAGCAGACGACAUGUUGACGAAUGCUCAUUUUACAACUAUUGUUGAAUCUUGUGCUUUUUUGGAUAACCAUUUACAACCUUCAACUAGUGGCAUGAAAUAUACAGACAAAGUGACAAAAGGAGACAGGAUACAUGUUCAUGAAACAGAAAAUAGGAAUCAACUCGUAGGCACUGUCAGUUCUGAAGAUGGUGAAAGGGACAGCUCAGAGAUUGAUGGCAUGCACAGAGGCGGGCUGCUGAAUAUUGACAAGACAUCAUGCGAAACUUAUGAUGAGGAUAUAACAUCAUCUCAGAGGUCAUUGCUAGUGUGCCCAGUUUGUUGCAUGGAGCAGAGGUCAGCCAGCCUUGAUGACUUCAACGGCCACGUGGACCAGUGCCUCAGUAGAGGUGCCAUAUCUGAUAUACUGAAAGAGCAAAGGGCGGAGGAGAAGAGCAAACAUAAAAGAUGCCUGCCACAUUCUAACACCCCCGGAAGAAAUCCACCAUCAAAAAAGCGGAAGACAGUGAUGCCAUCAAACAAAUUGCCAUGUCGGAGCAUAAAAUCGUUCCUGCAAAAAUGAAAGAACUGAUAUACCCGUGUUAUUAUUUUUGAACUAAUGGGUGCACACAGUCUACCGGGAAUCUGUCUUCCUUCAUUAUAGUAAUGGUGCUUAAAAUGCUGAUAAUGAAUGUAGCCUUCUCAUUUAAUUUCACUUGUUCUAGAAUUUCAUGAUGAAUAUUAAUAAUAACCAAAGCAAGAUAGGAACAUGUUUGACAAGUGCACAAAAGGAACAUUGUUGAAACAUGUUAUCUGUCUUGAAUCCAUUAAACAGUCCAUUAUUUUUAUGUUAAACCAUGCAUUAUUAAAAAGUUAUAUUAUGUUUAUUUCACACUUGUAAACGCGGUUUACAAAAAUACGCAUUUGUAACGAGAGAAGUUUUUAUAACAUUUUACAGAUAUGAAUUACACGAAUUGAAACGGUUUUA